Molecule: messenger RNA, 10342 nt
Organism: Alligator mississippiensis (American alligator)
Lineage: Eukaryota; Metazoa; Chordata; Crocodylia; Alligatoridae
Gene: TRMT9B
Product: tRNA methyltransferase 9B (putative)
Exons: 4
Coding region: 2035-3420 (461 amino acids)
Biological process (GO): tRNA wobble uridine modification
Cellular component (GO): nucleus; cytoplasm
Molecular function (GO): S-adenosylmethionine-dependent methyltransferase activity; tRNA binding
Source: RefSeq, a predicted model, not a curated record
AGGUCCUUGGGCCACGCGCGACCGCCUGCCCCCCGCAUCCCUCAGGGCCGUCUCCCCCUGCUCUGCCCCGACCCGGCCCAGCAGCCUCCUGGGAAGGCAGAGCCUGGCACUGCUUGCCACUUGCUACAGGACCAUUUUUUCAGGCUAUUUCGGGUUCUGCAGAGCCUUGAGGUGAAAGGAUUGGCUGGAAGAGAAAGGGGAAAAAAAACCCAACCACAACCAGUUGCUUGGAAGCUCUGAAGGGCCCAUGGGGCAAAUCCACCUGGGGAUUGGGGGAAAAGCUUGAGGUGUAAAAAUAAAUCUGUGCCUGAGUGUGUAUCUGGGAUGUUUUCUCAGCCUCUUGUGGGCUAACAUCAAAUGUGGCACUGCACUGGUCUGGUACCAGCACCUGCCGAGGUGCAGCAGCUUUAACCCCAGCUUAUGGAAAUGGAAGACUUCUCCCUUGCUUGCUCACAGGGCCUUAUGGCUAAAGGCAAGUAAAACUCGGGGGCAUCUGAACCCCAAGCUUCUGGGUUUGGGUUUGCCAGUAGGAUGCCUGCCAAAGGUUUUGGAGACAUCUGAAGCCCCAGGUGCGGGUGGAGGAUGUUUGCAGGUAGCAGGGCCACAUAUGGUUCUGGACUCUUGGAUUUGGAAUUAGUUUUGGUUAAUUUGGCCUCAGAUACAAAUUAUAUUAAAACAAAAUCCAAGUCAAGAUGGAUUUAAAUGGCAGUGUGUAGUGGAGGGUGCAAAGGCUCUGCAGACCCAUGUCUUGUAAUUAGCUUCCCAUUGGCCAGCUUCCAGUGGGAGGAUCUCGGCUACACACCUGCUUAAUGGAAAUGGGGGACUCUUCUGUAGCUUGCUCCUGUGACCUUUGGCCGAGGGCAAGCAAGACUCGGGGGCAUCUGAACCCCAAGUCUCUGGGGUUGGGAUGCUUGUCGAUGGAUUUGGAAGUAUCUGAAGCCCCAGGCUGAAAAGUCUGGGGUGGAUACUUGCCAUUUGGAACUGAUCUGGCUAAUUUGACCUGACAUGACAAAUUUUCAUAUAUAUAUAUAUAUAUAUAUGUAUAUGUAUCCAUGACAUUUUCUAAAAGUGGGAUGUUGCCUGCCCCCAUUCUCCUGCUUCCCUUGUGGCAGGCUGGGUUGUUAGGUCUAUGUUGUGUCCUGUUGAGAGUAGGCUGAUGUAGAGUUUAGAUUAUGGUUGUAUGGGAUGGUUUGGAUGGGAGGCUGGACCAGAUAACCUUUUGAGGUCCCUUCCAGCCCUACUUCUCUUGAUAUAUUAAAGCCUUAAGGGACCUACUGACAGUAGAAGCAAUGCAGGGAUCUGUAACUGAAUAGUUCAUGGCUGGAUGGGAAGGAAAAGGGGCUUACAUUUCCCUCAAGUGAAAUGGACUACUGAGGAGUCCCAACUGGGCCCAAAGAUAUGAAAGUGAAAAAUACCAAGGAAAAUACCAUCAUUGUUAGAUCUGAAUCAAUGCAACAUGCAGUCAAUAGUAGGAACUAGUUGGUGAUGCUUGCACGAAUUUGGGGAGUAUGUUAUUCCUGGGCUUACCAGUGGUGGGUUUAUAUAGACCAGUGGUUUUCAACCUGUGGUCUGUGGACCUAUGGGGGCUGCAGACUAUGUCUAAGGGGCUCACAAAAGAUGACUAUGUUCAAUUGAAACUAUGUGAAUAUCCAUGCUUAGAAUUCAAAGGGGUUCACACCUCCAUUUGAAAUUUCCAAAGGGGCCUGCUCCGUUAUUCAAAAUUUUUAGGGAUCUGCAAGUGGAAAAAAGUUUGAAAACCACUGAUAUAGACUGUUUGGUAGAAAGGAGUAUAUAUGGAUUUUUUUCUCUGGAUGAUUAUUUUACAUUUAAUCUCAUGUUUUCAUGUAAAGCAGUAUGUCAAUACACAGUUAUUAUAGAGAAGUAGGGCUGGAAGGGACCCCCAGAGGUUAUGUAGUCCAACUCCCAGAAGAAAACUGAGUAAAUAUUCCUACUGAAGUCCCUGAGUCUUAGUUUCUCCUCCCUGCAUGAGGGAGUGAAGGGCAACAACCUAACAACUCAGAACAAGAGAUCUGGAUGGAACAUGAGGCUACCCAGCUAGAAAAGCAACAUGUACACAGUGUGUAUGAAAGCACAGCCUCCUAUUUUAAUGACUUGCAAAGCAAAGCAUGGCCUCGUGUUCGUCAGUUUCUAUUGGAGCAAAAGCCUGGCAGUCUCAUUGCAGACAUAGGUUGUGGGACUGGAAAGUACCUCGCUGUCAACAGUCAGGUGUAUAAUCUGGGCUGUGAUUACUGUGGGCCAUUAGUGGAAAUUUCAAAGAAGAAAGAUUGUGAAGUAUUGGUAUGUGACAACCUUAAUCUUCCAUUUAGGGAUCAGUGUUUCAAUACAAUCAUCUCCAUUGGAGUGAUUCACCAUUUUUCAACAAAACAGAGGAGAAUCAAAGCAAUAAAGGAAAUGGCCAGGGUGUUGAUGCCUGGAGGCCAGAUGAUGAUUUAUGUUUGGGCUAUGGAACAAAAGAAUCGUCGCUUUGAGAAACAAGAUGUUUUUGUUCCUUGGAAUAGGGCCUUGUGCUCCCGGCCUUUUUCAGAAUCAAAUCAGACUGGGGAUAAGAAUGAACUUAAUGCUAAGAAUCAGGAUAUACACCUACAACAAUUUACAGGCUCUGAGUGUGCUUACGCAGUUAAUCCUAAACUGGAUUUUGAUUCAAAACAUUCCCACAGUACAGACCAUUGCUUACCAGGAACCUGUUGCAUGAAAAUGUCUGAAGAAGAAAACAGAUUCUAUAGGGCACUGGGGAGAUCUUUUCGUUUGUGGUUUUUCUCCAGAUCCCUUGAUGAAUCAGCUUUGCGAAAGCAACCUGAAAAGGUGAAGCAGGAGAAGAACAUAGGCAGAUGGACAAAUAGCGCAAUAUCCAUUCAGCCUUCAAGGCACUGCAGUUUAGAUUUAGGUCAUCCUGGGCCAUUGUUAAAAGAACGAAGUUUAGAUGAUGAUGAAGUGUUUCUGGAAAGUGUGUCUCUUGGGAAAGCACAAUGGAUGGCAGCCUCAAAUGCAACAAGAGAUUUAAGUGGAGAGCAAGACAUUCAGAGCAAGCAUGAAGAAACAUCAUCAUUAAGUGGCCUUAUGGAAGACAAAGAUUGCAGCUGUACUUGUAAAAAGGAUGAAGGUGAUAAGUCUCCAGCUAGCAAACUCUUUAAAAGAACUUCAACAACUGACUCUACUGAUUCAAUUUUGGAUGCAGCAGUGACUGUUGGAGAUCAGACUACUGGCACAUUGGAUACAAAAGCCUUCAUGCGUUAUUAUCAUGUUUUUCGGGAAGGGGAGCUUUGCUGUCUAGUAGAAGAGAAUGUGCAUGAGCUUCAGAUUCUUUCUUCUUGCUAUGAUCAUGGGAACUGGUGCAUAAUUGCAGAGAAGUUAGGAAAAUCACUGCAAACAGAACAACACAAAAACUUCAAGGUUGCAUAAUUUGAGCUGCUGCUUGUAUUCUUGUGAUUAUGCAAGGUAAAAUGGAAUUUCUGUCUUAUAUAGGUGUGUGCCAUCCAUUCCUGAUUUUGCUGUGUAUAUUUAUUUGUAAAUACUGUAAAUAAGAAUGUAUGUGGCAAAUGACACUUAUGUUUUGGUAAAGAUAGGCUUUUACAAAGUUCAAACCUGAGAGUUUUAUAUUGCUUUUAGCAAAUGUCUGAGUUUUUUAAAUGUAUUUUUAUUAAAAAAGAGAUAAUUUUUAUAAGAUAAGGAUCAGGGCAUCUCUUAUGAUAAAUAUUCCCCUUGACAACAGUGAGGCUUGGUCCUGAAAACACUUAAGGGUGUGUGUUACUUUACUCACUAUCCCCCUGAUUCUACAGUCCCAUGCUUCUAAGAUGCCUAUUUGGGGACUUAAGCACAUGUUUAAAGUUAAGCAUGUGCUUAAUUACAUUACAUUACUGUAGUUCAGAAUGAUCCCAUGAUACUUUAUUAUUGUUGGUAAAGUUCAUUCAUGGGCAUAAGCAUUUAGAAGAUCAAGCCCUGAGUAAUUUAUUAUUCGUUUUUCACAGUCUGGAGAAAAUGAGUCAGCUGCAUGUGAUCAAGAUUUUGUUUUUUUUAAAUAAACUAGUUUAUGCUUUAGGUUGGUAUUCAGUCUUAUGUAUUCUCCAUCAGAAAGAAACUAACUUAUUUUCUAUGGUUUUAGAAGUUAUUUUAGGUCAUCUAUAAAUAAAGUUUACCAAGACUAGUAUUAAUAACCCAUUAACUAAUUUAACAAGUAGGGAAAAUCAAAUCUAUGUGAUAUGCAUAUACGCGGAGGCUACAUGAAAUUAAUAUGAUUCCAAUGUCAUAGCUUAGUUUAAAAAGCUUUCUUGGCUAUUAUAUUGCAUCAACUCAGUUAGGUGACACGGUAUGCUUUCUUUUGUCUUAAACAUGUCCAGAGAAAUGCAGAGGCAGAAGACUUGAGUUCAAGAAAUACAAUUCUGUAUUUUCUCACAUACUGCAUGAAUCUUUUCCCCCCAAAUCAGCCCCUGAAAAUUGGGCUGUGUGUUUUAAGUGAGGAGGCUGGUUUCUUCACUGGAAAAGCAGUGUGCCUUGAGACAUUAUGCAGACCAUGCAGCUGUCAAGAUGGCUAGUGCUUGUGGCUGCUCAGCAAACUGAAGGGGCAGCCUCUUGUGUUAACCCUCUCACAGCCAUAGCUUUUGACUGAGCACUGUAGCUUGUGCUUGAAGUAGCAAGUGAGGUGCUGGUAGUAUUUUGAUGAGUCUUGUUAUAUGGAAACAACACUUUAUUUACAGGAGCUGAUAUAAAAAAAAAGACUUAUAGUAAAGAGCUUGCUACUGCCCUUUGAAAAGGUUUGGGAUCUAACUUGUGUGACACGGAGUAAGUCCUCUUAGGAACGUAGAGUGUCCUGGAUGUGUGGCAUUACAGAAGACAGUCUGCCACCUGAAAAAGUUCCCACACCUCCUGGACCUUUUUAUGUUUCCUAUUAUGACUAUUUCACACAGUUAAUCAUCAAGCUGUAAAAAAUAUUUUUUCUAUAUUUUGCCUUCCAAAGACAAGGUGCACGUUUUAUUUGGGGAGGGGUACAUGUUGUAUGCGAUAAAAUACAGUAUUGGGAAUUGGAUUAAAAAAUCCUUAAAAUCCAUAUCUUCCACAUUUGAAAAGGAACAGCCCCUGAUGUCUCUUGGUGAUGGAAACCAAAGAAAGCCUACAAGCAUAAUUUUGAUAACUUCCUUCUCUUAGAAAAAUGCAGCUUAUUCGCAAGGGUAAGUUUGCUGAGUGCACUGUUCAAUCAUACACCCAUUGUAUUGUAUUACACCACCUUGACUCAUGCUGAGCAGCAUUUGGCUCCUCAAGUAACCUGAUUGAUUGCAACCGGCAAUAGAUUAUAACAUAAAGUUGUAUGUCACAUGAGGAAGAACAUAAAAAUCUGGUUCAUUGGUUCAAUAGCAAAACUGGAUUUGCUAUCAAGAGAGCAGGGUUAGGCCAUCAGGACCUCUCUGUCUACAUUUAGUCACUGCAUUUCUAGGGCUAAAUAUUGUACGCAGGCAGUGGAAUUACACUAGUGAAAACCGCUCCAUUGAUUCUACUUACGUCAGUGAAGCUUAAUCAGUUCACACUAGUUGAGGUUCGAGCCCUCUGUAUUUGCAGCUUUUGAAGUGAGUAAAUAAUUUGACCCUCAUAAUUAAAUUGUCCGGGUCAUUACUGGAGAUGCUUAGUAUAUAGGAGUCUUAACAGCAGCACUGAAGUAGCAAGCCUGCUGUAAGUGCUUUCAAAACUUUACCCAAUUCACCAUAUGUAAGUUGACAGUUCUUGGGUUGUUUAGUUGUACACUUGGAUGGAAAAGAAUACUUCCCUAUGUAGCUACCUACUAGUAAUUUACAUUUAAUAAUAUAUAUUCCUAUGCUAAUGUUGUCUUAAUAGACCAACCUUCAUUGUUUUUCCUCAUUGACCAGAUUGUUUAUUUGUACCACUGUAUUCUACCCCCACCUCCUCCCCCAGUUUGUUCUAAAAAUACAGAAGGGAAUAACUAUGUCAUUCCUUUCCCUGCCAAAAAAUGAAGUCUACCCUUACGGUGUAAACACCGAACCAAAGCAAAGAUUAUUUAUCUCUUGGGAUUCUUUCUAGCCUAACGGGGCACAAGUCCCGGGGCCUGCACCAGCUGAGCCACAGGCUGCAUGGACGUUCCCUCCCCACCCCUCUCCUCACUGUAUUAUGUUCAUCGUAGAUAAAUGCAGGGUGCUGCACCUUGGGAGAAGGAAUCCACAGUAUACAUACAGGCUGGGGAGCUCCCCUCUUGAAAGCACAGAGGCGGAAAGGGAUCUUGGAGUCAUUAUUGACUCCAAGAUGAACAUGAGCUGCCAAUGCCAGACCGCAGCCAGCAAGGCCAGCCAUACCUUGUCACGCAUCCAAAGGUGCAUCUCAAGCCGGUCCAGAGAGGUGAUAGUCCCCCUCUAUGUGACUUUGGUCAGGCCGCAGUUGGAGUACUGUGUCCAGUACUGGGCACUGCACUUCAAAAGGGAUGUGGCCAGCCUGGAGAGGGUUCAGAGGAGGGCCACCCGCUUGGUGAGAGGGCAGCAGGACAGGCCCUGUGAGGAGAGACUGAGGGACCUAAACCCGUUCAGCCUCAGCAAGCGGAGGCUGAGGGGGGACCUGGUGGCUGCCUACAAGCUCAUCAGGGGAGAUCAACAGCAAAUAGGCAGAGCCCUUUUCUCCCCAGCACCACCUGGGGUGACAAGGAACAAUGGUAAUAAGCUGAUGGAGAAUAGGUUUAGGUUAGAGAUCAGAAGGCAAUAUUUUACAGUUGGGGUGGCCAAAAUCUGGAACCAACUUCCCAGGGAAGUGGUCCUCACCCCUACCUUGGGCAAAUUCAAGAGGAGGUUGGACGAUCACCUGUCUGGGGUCUUGUGAACCCAGCAUUCAUUCCUGCCUGUGGCAGGGGGUCAGGCUACAUGACCUGUUCAGGUCCCUCCUGACCCUAGCUACUAUGAAACUAUGUGUUCACAAGGACACCCCAUACUCUACCGCUGCACUGGGUGUCCCACCACCCAUUGUACUGCAUAGGCAUGUGAAUGCAGCUCUUCUCUCCCUGCCCCUCGCGCUGCAGUGCGUGGAUGUGUGAGCACAAAUUCCCUCUGUUGCAAUCCAUGCCUUUGUGGUACCCCCCCACCAUUGCACCAAUUGUGCAACCCUAUUUCUGCCCCCUUCCCCACCCCCUACUCCAUGCAUGGCUGCAGAGUUGCCCUCAGCUCCCCUUGCUGUUCCCUGCACUGCCCUACCUCCUGGGUUAGAGGCAGGAAAUGGAAGCCAGUGGAGGGUGGUGGAGCCCACAGACUUUGGUUGCUGUUGUAGGCAGGCAGGAGCCUGGGGGCUGCAAUUUAAUCCUCUGGGCCACCAGUUGGACAGCCCUGGCCUAAGGUUAGGAAGUCUGAUUACAUUUUUUAACUGGGUUGCCUCCAGAUGGAUAUUUUCUUGGGACUCUGAGUGCUCAAAAUCCAUGGAAACCAAGUCCCUUUUUUGUAGGGGUUUAAUUAUUUAUUUAGCUAUUUUUAGGCACCCAACUUUAAUAAUACACCCUUUAUCUGGCUACCACAAAUUCCUUAGAAACUGGCAUUAUAAAAAAACGUAAGUUGACAGCCAGUUUUAAUUCAUACAAAGCAAGAGCAUUGCAUUUUUGUUAUCGACAUUUUUGCAGAGUCCGUCCUGCAGUAAGCAAAUGUCAGAUUUCAGCAUGCUAACUAAUUUUCACAAAAUUAAGUAGUUUUUUCAGCUCUUCCUUUUCCUUGGGUGGCAUCUUCUUGUGAACAUCUAAAUUCACUUUCUAAGCUCCAGUUCUUCUGUUAGUUGGCUGAAUAAGACCUGUCAUGUCAGGUAUUUUUAAAGGUAUUUGCUUAUGGUCUUACUGUGAUUCUUGGUUUGAGCAAGUUUAGCCACGUCAUAGAUAUUCCCAAUUAUUAUUUCUUAUUUGAUUUCCUCUUCUGGUUUUAAACUGUCACUGCUACAUUGGGCUACAUCUGAGGGGGAUUGAUGACACUAUUUAUCCUAUGAUCAAUUAUUUUUUGGUAUACUCCUCCCAUUUUUUUUUCCUUUGGGGCUACAAAGCCUUCAUUUGACAAAACUCCUAACAGCAAGGGAGCAGCCAGAUCAUAAAACGGCAUCCUGCUCAGCAGGUAUUUGAAUCAGACCUUUUCUUCCUUUAUGUAAAGACUGGGUAAGGCUGUAAGUACUCAUCUCUUCUCUUAAUGCUUUUAAUGUCUCUUUUGAUUACCCUCCUUUAUCUUGAUCAGCAUGACAUUACCCAGGAACCUCUUGUGAUACUAGGGCAAAUUAUAGUCCACCUAUUAAGUGCUUCAAUGGAUUGAGGUGCUUAAGUAUGAUUCUAUUCCAUCUUGCUUAAGUUGCUGAAAAACAAUUAAUGCAAAGAUGGCUGGGUGCUCCUCUUCAUUACUGCUUUUUUGUGACUCAGUCUUAAGGGUAGGAUGACCGUGUGCUACAGAAGUAGAUUCUUCAGUGUAUCUGAACAGGGUGGAAUAGAAUAGAAUCACACUUAAGUAUCUGAGUUCACUUAGAUGCUUAAUGGGUGAAUAGAAUCUGGUCCCUAGUUUCAUAUUUUAGCACAUUUAGAAAAGUGAAAAUGCUAUUGAGAAGUCCAUAAUUAACAUUACAUACAUAAACUUCCUGCACAUCUUACAAAACAAGACUUUCAGUAGGCACAUUUAUAUGAAACAUUUACUGCGGAGUUGACUAAUUAGCUCCACAGUAAACAUCUCAGCAUCUACAUGUGUAGUGCUAUUAGGAUGGAGUAAACUAAUUAACUCUGCUACAGGUUAGUACUUGUAAAUACAAGUAUCAUGCUGUGGCAGAGUUUUUUACUCCACAGCAAUGCACAUGUAGAUGCUGAUGAGCCUGGCUGGGGCACAAGGGUGCUUCAGUGAAGGGGCUGACUGCUGGCUAGCUCCUCACUGAAGCCUCCAUGCCCCAGCCAGCCCCUCCACAACAAGUUGAGCUGGGUCAGAGCAGUCCCAGGCUGGCAGGCUGAGCCUCAAGGCCACCUGCCAGCCAGGACUGUUCCACCCCAGCUCAAUGUGCUGUGGUUGCAGGCACACAUUCAAACGUGGCACCCAGAAGCAAUAAACUCAGAUGUGAUAUGUACUGGACUUUAUUGCUGUUCAUUAAUUGCAUGUGUAGAUGAGCUCAGUAAUGACAAAACAGCAGUUUUUGGCCCUUGAGAUUAUGUCUAAGUUACUUCCCAAGUGAAUGUGGGAACAGCACUGAGAAAUAAGCCCUGCCCACUGCAUGUGGGCAGGCUUACAAAUUAGACAGUGAAGAAAUCUUGGGAUCAGGCUUAAGUUGCUUAGUGAGGGCCCACCCAGGGGCCAGACUCAGACUGUUCUGAGAGAGAUGCUCAGGGCUGGUCUGAGGUGUCUAUUUUACUUUAUUUACAGGUCUGAGCACAUGCAUAAAGGAUUUAUUUCUUGGUAUUUCUUCCUCACUAUAUUUUGAAGCCAUUUUUAAGUUGUAUUUGGAGACAUCUUGGUCACACAAUGAAAGAUGCCCCGUUUCCUUCCUUUAUAACUUGCUAUUGAGUAUUACCAGUCUGAAUUGACUGAACACAUGCUGCUAUUUUGUUAAAUCUUAAAAUAUGUAAUCUAAAUGAACACCGGCAAUAAGAAAGAACAUAUCAGAUUACAAUUGAACAAACAUUUUUUGAUGGAACUGUAAAAUUGCAAUCUUUGAUAAAUGUCAUUCUGCCUUUUUUGAAGUAAGUGUGAAUAUUUAUAUAGUGAACACAAUUGUUUUUCUACAAAAUAUAAUUAAUUUUUACCUUCUUCCAAGCUGAAGAAGGAAAUAGUUUUAAAAGCACAAAUGGGUGAUAAAGGCUGUAUACUCACAUGAUGGUGUUUUUUUGUGAUACAUGUUUAUAUUUCUCUUAGGUAUAUGUACACUUUAAAAUCACGUUUGGUUAAGAUGUAUGCAUGUUAGAGCUGCAUAGCACUGUUAAAGAGCAAUCUGACUGUGGCCUGAUUAAAAACCAUGGCUCUUAUCCUGUAAUUGCAUCUGACCACAUUUAUUGUCCUGUCUGCAAUGAACUGACUUUAAUGUUGCACCACAGGAGGGAACUGUGUUUGUAGGAGUUGGACUCAUAUGCAGUGCAACUUGGAUGCUUCACUAUUACUAAUUUAAAAAUAUACAGCUUAAUAUCUGUGGUGAAUCUCAUACUUGUAAAUCUUAUGCAUUUAUUCUGGCAGUUACCUAUGACUGUAAUUUCAAAUCUUCUGGCCAAGUUUGUGUUUAAAUACCACACUGUAAUCACUUCAGAUAUGAACCAUCAUUUGGCUGAAAUUAAUUAUUGCUUUGUUAAAAUAUUAUUUCUUGUAGAUGUUACAUAUUUUAAGAUACAUUAAUAAAGAUGACAUAUCCACUA